ACAGUCUAUCAUAAUCACAUGAACACAUUGUUACACACACUUCUCGUGAGACCAUUCUCCUUGUGUUUUUUCCAUCAAUUCAAUCAUGCUCUCUUUCAAUGUUGGUCUUUACCUUCUCAUUGCCUCUCUCGUUGUCUUCCACCUGCUUCCCAGUCCAGUGGCCUGUGAUGACAAGGAGAAGGAUCUGCUUCAUGACAUCAACACUUACAGAAAAAUUUUGAACCUUCCUGUUCUGGAUGAGAAUAAGAAGGCUUCUUGCUUAGCUGAGGAGAUUGCAGAAGAUCUAGGAGAAGUGCACUGUGAAGUCUUUCGUGACUACUACCCGACGCCUGGUAAUAACUCAAAAAUUCCCAACUUUCAAAAGAGCAUAGACAAAUGCAACAUCAACAUCAACACCACCACAGAAGGGGUCGUCAUGCCUCUCUGCGUCCCCAAGUUGAACUCCGAUGACCUGUUUUCCAACUACACCAAAUUCAAUCGCUUCACCAAGUACCUCAAUAAUUCCAAGUAUAAGUCUGCAGGUCUUGGCUCCGAAGAUGAUUGGAUGGUUUUUAUUGUCGCCACCAACGCUACUUCUGGAGAUUUCUCCUCUGCAUCUUCUUCUCUGCUUCCUCACUUCCUCAUGCCAGCAUUCUUCUUCGCCACGCUUCUUCUCUUCUUCAAGUAAAUCCGUUUAUUCGCUCCAAUUUUCUUUUCCCCUUUCUUUAUUUAUUUCUCUAAUUUUCCAUAAUUUGCAUGUGAGAACAUCACCAUUCACGUGCUUGUAACUGUAAUUCAUCAUGUAUAUUGGUAUCUCAAAUGUUGUUCUUCGGUUGAAAUUUGGGUAAAAAUUAGAA
This is a messenger RNA of Vigna umbellata (rice bean), 836 nucleotides long. RefSeq names its product putative GPI-anchored protein At3g06035. The record is from RefSeq and is a predicted model, not a curated record. Lineage: Eukaryota; Viridiplantae; Streptophyta; Magnoliopsida; Fabales; Fabaceae.